This is a messenger RNA of Hordeum vulgare subsp. vulgare (domesticated barley), 1315 nucleotides long. RefSeq names its product ervatamin-B-like. Lineage: Eukaryota; Viridiplantae; Streptophyta; Magnoliopsida; Poales; Poaceae. Gene Ontology annotation, molecular function: cysteine-type endopeptidase activity. The record is from RefSeq and is a predicted model, not a curated record. The transcript has 2 exons. The coding region runs from base 57 to 1130 and encodes 357 amino acids. Gene Ontology annotation, cellular component: lysosome.
GGUGCAUAUGUAUUCCACACAAGCAUAGAGUCUAAGGCUCUAAGCUGGUAAUCAAGAUGGCUUCUUCCACGCCAUACCUUGUCGUGCUCUUGUGCCUCACGAGCCUGCUGCAGGCAUCGCUGACGGCGGCGAACCCGUCAUUUGAGCUGCCGGAAUCCGAGGUGAGAAGCAGGUUUUCCAAGUGGAUGACCAAGUACUCGAAGCACUACUCAUGCCAUGAGGAGGAGGAGAAGCGGUUCGGAAUCUUCAAGCAGAACACCAACUCCAUCGGCGCUUUCGCCAGCCAGACUACGGUCAACGGCGGCGUGGGUGGGUUCGGGCCUCAGACCAUCACCACGGUCAGGGUGGGCAUGAACAGGUUCGGCGACCUCAACCCCAGCGAGGUCGUCGAGCAGUUCACCGGGUUCAACAACACCGGCUUCCGCACCCCGAAGCCCUCACCCCUCCCCUACCACUCCUGGAAGCCUUGCUGCGUCGACUGGCGCUCCAGCGGCGCCGUCACCGGCAUCAAGUUUCAAGGCUCUUGCUUGUCGUGCUGGGCGUUCGCGGCCGUGGCGGCCAUCGAAGGCAUGAACAAGAUCAGGACCGGCGAGCUGGUGUCGCUCUCGGAGCAGCAGCUCGUGGACUGCGACACCGGUAGCAGCGGCUGCAGCGGUGGGCGCUCCGACACGGCGCUCGGCCUCGCGGCAACCCGCGGCGGCAUCACGUCGGAGGCCAAGUACCCGUACAGCGGCAUCCAGGGCACCUGCAACGUGGACAAGCUCUUGUUCGACAACCAGGCGUCCGUCAAGGGCUUCAAGGCCGUGCCUCCCAACGACGAGCAUCAGCUGGCGCUCGCCGUGGCGCGGCAGCCCGUGACGGUGUACAUCGACGCCAGCGCGUGGGAGUUUCAGUUCUACACCGGUGGCAUCUACCGCGGCCCUUGCUCCUCCGAUGCGUCGAGGGUGAACCACGCCGUCACCAUCGUCGGCUACUGCGAAGGCCCCGGAGAGGACAACAAGUACUGGAUCGCCAAGAACUCGUGGAGCAACGACUGGGGUGACCAGGGCUACAUCUACCUCGCCAAGGACGUGCCGUGGAAGACGGGAACCUGCGGCCUCGCCACCUCGCCCUUCUACCCAACGGCUUGACGACCCAUGCCGGUUUGCCAGUGGAGCGUUUGCAUUCGCCAGCUUCUUAUGUUGUUUUAUUUUAUUUGAGAGAGGCAAAUUGCAUACAUAGGUCACCAAAUGAUUGAUGGAUGCGUGGUGUUAUUUUUUUCGGCUGUGAUAAUGCAUAAUAAGAUAUUAAUGAAGUACAAAAUCAUUUGGCUCAA